Spodoptera frugiperda (fall armyworm) is the source of this 1086-nucleotide messenger RNA. RefSeq lists its product as uncharacterized. NCBI's taxonomy places the organism in Eukaryota, Metazoa, Arthropoda, Insecta, Lepidoptera, Noctuidae. The transcript has 2 exons. Bases 505 to 1035 code for a protein of 176 amino acids. The record is from RefSeq and is a predicted model, not a curated record.
GUUUUGCUGCAGUAUAAUUAUCAUAUUAUUACCGUAAUAUUUGUUUUUGUACUUAGCUGGUGACUUAGUGUAGGUUGCAGUUCAGUCUCAGAAAGUUUUAAGGAUGCUACUGCCCAUCCGUUAAAAAUCAUCGUAAAUUCAUGUAAAUCUUCAGAGUGCUGUAAUUAGUAUCGCCAACUUAGUUCGCCAAAAAUUUUGGUGACUUUAGUAGUUAAACGUUACCUCGUCUGACUAUUUGUUUUUCCAGUUCCAGUUUUGUAUGUUCGUGAUAGUAAUUAUUUAGGUACUUUAUACGUUUAGUUACUUCAUCAUUAGGUAUUUAGGUAAAAAGUCGGAUGUCCUGUAAAUCAUGAAGAAAAAAAAUUUGAAUGUGUCAGAAACUAAUAAUAACAGAACUGUAAAUAAAUUGUUAGCAACAAUAAAACACAAAUGUACGGGCAAUUUUAUGUUGAUAAUUCUGUGCAGUGAUCUUUGGUUACCGUGGUGGACGGAUGUUGGCUACAAAUGGCACUCAGCGGUUGUUCGAGCGGACUGGUGGUGACGGCGGUGGUGGCGCUGCUGCUGCUGCCGGCGCAGUACUACGUGCCCGAUCUGUACACCGGCGUCGAGGCCCCUCUCGCCGCGUCCGACCAGCUCGACUCGCCCGCCGCGGCCUUCGGGUGGCUCGAUCUAGCGUUCGUUCACUUGCCGCCGCUUGAUCUCUUCGUCACAGUCUCAUUGUUGGUGUUAGGAAUGUUAACAUACCUGUGUGAGUGGAUACAGAGGAAGCUGAUGGAAAGAAGAAUUGUAAAGCUGAACCAGUACCUGGGCGCGAGCGUGGAGCGGCUGCGCGCGUGGGAUGCGCAGCAGGAGCAGCUGGAGGUGACGCUGAAGAUGGUGCAGAACGCGACGUCCGAGUACAACCUGCUGCUGUACCUGCUGCUGCGCCAGCACCGCUGCCUCGCCGCGCACACCGGCCCGCCCUCCAACUGCUUCUUCGACAAAGGCCUCGAGGAAGAUCUCACUUUUUUAAGAAAUCCCACGCUCGACGCGUAGUGCGUGCCACCACGCGUUUAUUAUUUAAUAAUUAUAGUGUUGACUUGUUUA